AUGCCACCAGUGCAUGUGUUUACUUGCGGGGAGCUGCGCGGCAGCUGCGUGGAAGGCAAAGGCAUCGCCCCUGUCUGCCCUGCACCGCCGCCUGACACGCCAGCACCCAACACCAGUGCCUCCAACACCAGCGACAUGGCAGCUCUCCUGCGCGUCAAGGCGGCCUUUGCGAAUUUUGACACGUCUAUCAGAAGGCGGACGGCCCUGUGGGAUCCUGGCCUGCCCAUGUGCUCCAGCUGGCAGGGCGUCACAUGCUGGCCCGACGGCUACGUUCGCACAAUCGACCUGAGCAUCCCCGAACGCGCACCGCCUGAUGUUAUACCACUCACCGUCGGUGGUGACAACACCUCUUUUGCGCACGCCUCGGUGCCCCAUCAGCUGAGCGGGAAUGUUUCACAAGUCUUGGAGUCUGCGGCUGGUCUGGCCCGGCUCACAAAGCUGGACCUGACAAAUCAGAAUCUCCAAGGCUACUUUCCCGCCAACAUCAGCUUCCCUUGGCUGGAGGAGCUCAAGCUGGGAACGCUGCCGGAGACAUGGGCGGCACCAGGAUCAUUCCCUUCCCUGCGGCUGCUGGCAUUGGACCUAAACUGGCGCGUGACGGGUCCCCUCCCCCAGACGUGGGGGUCCUCUACCGGCAGCUUCCGGAAGCUGGAGGGCCUGCAUUUGGACCACAAUCUUAUCCAGGGCUCUCUACCGCCCUCUUGGGGCACCAAUGGCGGCAUGGCUUCACUGCACAACAUUUCACUCACCUUCAACAAGCUCACCGGCAGCAUCCCCCCUGCCUGGGGUAAUGACACGAGCGGGAGGCGUGGAUUUUCCGCACUUGAGAGCCUCGUUCUACAGCCGGGCAACCCUGGCAUGUGCGGCAGCAUUCCUCCUGGAAUCACCGUGGACCAAUGGCUGGGCGGCCCAAACAUCAGCCAGGUGGACAACUACGGACCAAAAAUAUGCCCGGGGAACCCUGCCACGUCAGCAGCCAGCUCAGCCGCCAGCUCAGGCGUCGGCACAGGGGUCAUUGUUGGAAUUGUGGUUGGGGCGGCGGCGCUGCUUAAUUUGGAGGAAUGCCCGGAGCAUGAUUCGGACUCCAUUAUUCCUCCGCAGCCGCCGCGUAGCUACGCCCCUUCCAGUGUCAGCUUGAUCAGCUUCACCACACCGGCCUCGAACAGUGGGGGUGACUCAUGGGGGGCCUCCCAGUCUUCUGGGGAGCUCGAGCUGGUUUCCAUGGCGGGACAUAAGGACUGGGAGCUUGAUCUGGAUGCACUGGAGGUGGAAAUGGACGAGCAAGGCAAGGAGGUGGAAUUGGGUCAUGGGGCUUUUGGGGUUGUGGUAAAAGGGACGUACAGAAUGGCGCCAGUGGCAAUCAAGCGGCUGAAGGACCAGUCACCGGGCCAGCAGAGGGCAUUCCUCAACGAGAUGGCCAUCCUGCGCGCAUGCAGAGGCAGCCGCUACAUCAUUCCCUUUGUCGGCGCCAGCCUGUUGCCGGGCAACACGAUUCUGGCAAUGGAUUACAUGGACAAUGGAAAUCUGUGGGCUGCUCUGCCGCGCGUUGGCCGUAACGGGCAGCCAAUUUUUCAGUGGCACAACCGGGGCAAAAGAGUGGCGCACGAAAUCGCCCUCGGCCUGCACUUCCUGCACGAGCUCAAGGUAGUUCACCUGGAUUUGAAGAGCAGCAACGUGCUUCUGGCGGCUGACGGCACGGCCAAAAUAAGCGAUGUGGGGCUGUCAGCGCAGAUGGACCACUCCCACAUCUCAUCCAUGCCAGUGGCAGGCACAUGGGCGUGGCUGGCACCCGAGGUCAUUCUGAGAGGCAAGAUCACAAACAAGGCCGACAUGUUCAGCUUUGGGGUGGUGCUGUGGGAAAUAAUUACUCUGGAACGGCCCAUGUGGCGGGGCAACCUCAGAGAAAUCAGGGUGCCAGAAGAGGCGCCGCAGGAGAUUGCGGAUCUGGUUUUCCGGUGUACGGCGCGGCCGGAGGAGAGGCCGAGCGCGGCCAACUGCGCUGACAUCAUCAAGGAGCACUUAAUAAGGGACGCCAGAUCAGGCGACAGCUACGAGCCUCGGAGUCAUCCCAGCGGCACUACAAAAGCCGCCACUGACAGUGGUGCCUACAGCGGGAGCACUGCUCCUGACUCACCCUGA
Messenger RNA from Coccomyxa subellipsoidea C-169, 2139 nucleotides. RefSeq names its product kinase-like protein. Bases 1 to 2139 code for a protein of 712 amino acids. NCBI's taxonomy places the organism in Eukaryota, Viridiplantae, Chlorophyta, Trebouxiophyceae, Coccomyxaceae. Gene Ontology annotation, biological process: protein phosphorylation. The record is from RefSeq and is a predicted model, not a curated record. The transcript is spliced from 14 exons. Gene Ontology annotation, molecular function: ATP binding; protein kinase activity.